GACAAAAGUCAGGAAGAAUUGCAAGGCGCUGCUGCGAUUUCUGGGGGGGGGGGGUUGCUGCUCCCAUCCAAAAGACGACUUGCGUGCAGGCGCGCAUGUGCGUGCGUCCACUUUCCUCAAGGCAAUCCACGCUUCCUGUCAAUCAAGCUGGGACCGUGAAGUGGAUCGGGUAACUGGAUUCUCUGGAUGCUGAUGAUGGGUCGGAUAUAGCAUUGGAGGACUCCCCCCCCCCCCCCCCCAAAAAAAAGUGACGAGUUUGGAUUUUAGCCAUGGGAUGGACGCGCGUGGACGGAUGCGAGAGCAGGCGUUGACGGUGCCGGCGGCGUGGACGCGCGCCCAGUCUUGUUUUGUUGUCGUCCACGGAUGACAAAGAAGGAAAAAGUUUCGCAGCCGGAUGGAAGAGCGGCGUCGUGUCGUCUUCGUCGUCGUGGUGGUGGUCGCGUCGCUCCGCGGGCUACGACGCCGCGUGCGCGCGUGAGCGUACGCGUUAAUUGCGACUUCAUUAGCUGCCUGCGCGCGCGCGAACAAGGGCGGAGGAAUGCACGCGCCGGCUGCAGGGUCGACAGCAGCAGCAGCAUCCAGCUUUGCCGCGACCACAGGUGUUCCCUAGUAAACAGUGACUCCAAAUCCCAGAAUGCCACGGAGCGGCGAGGGCGGCGUCCCAGUGGGUCCACCUGACCUGAGCCUACCUGCCCCCCUCGACUCCCAUUCCUCCUAAUCCCCCCCACCCCACCCCGACCCCUCCGUCCCCUUCGUCGUCCUCCUGCCCGAUCCCACCCCUCCGCCUCGUCCUCUCCUCACCCCCGCAGCACACAUGCAGGCCAAGAAGCGGUACCUGCUCGUGUCUGUGGGGGUCGCGCUUCUCUUCCUGGUCUACGUGUGGGCUCUGCAAAUCGCCGACUUGGAGCAGCAGCAGCGGUGGUACCGCCGCCACCAGUUGCCCCAGUACCCCGACCGCCACCAGGACCAACCGUACAGCCCGAGCCAGGAAGCGGACCGGGCCGGGCCCGGGCCGCCGCCUCGCAGGGGCCCGUCCAAGCAGCCCGGCCACUGGACCGAGUUGACUCGGCUGCUGGAGCCCUACCUGGAGGGAGGGGAGCAGGAGGAGGACGGUCCUCAGGUGCACCACCAGCACAGCUCGCCCAGAGAGCGGCGCUCGGUCCGCGACAACCUCUACAAGAACAAACGCUGCCGCAUGGAAACCUGCUUCGACUUCGCCCGCUGUCAGUCGAACUUCGGGGUCUACGUCUACCCGUCACAGAGGGGGGACGAGAUCUCCGCCGCCUACCGUAAGAUCUUGUCCUCCAUCCAGGAGUCUCGCUUCCACACGGCGGACCCCCUGCAGGCCUGCCUGUUCAUCCUGGCCGUGGACACCCUGGACAGGGACCGUCUGUCGGCCCAGUUCGUCCAGAACGCCAGGACGCGUAUCCAGAGUUUGCCCACGUGGAACGACGGUAGGAACCACCUGAUUUUUAACCUCUACUCCGGGACCUGGCCGGACUACACGGAAGAUCUGGGCUUCGAGGUGGGCCAGGCCAUGUUGGCCAAGGCCAGCGCCGACGUGGCCAACUUCCGACCCAACUUUGAUAUUUCCAUCCCCUUGUUCUCCAAAGACCACCCGCUCAAAGCAGCGGGCUUGGGUGGCGCGGGGGUCACAGGCGGCGCGGCGGGCCGAGACGCGCCGUCCUCCUCGUCGUCGUCCAGGCGCUACCUGCUGGUCUUCAAAGGGAAGCGCUACUUGACGGGGAUCGGCUCCGAGACCAGGAACGCUUUGUACCACAUCCACAACGGGGACGAUAUUGUCCUGCUGACCACCUGCAAGCACGGCAAGGACUGGGAGAAGCACAAGGACUCACGCUGCGAUCACGGCAACCAAGAAUACGCAAAAUUCGACUACCAGGAGCUGCUCCACAACUCCACCUUCUGCCUGGUGCCGCGGGGCCGACGCCUCGGCUCCUUCCGCUUCCUGGAGGCGCUGCAGGCGGCGUGCAUUCCCGUCAUUCUGAGCAACGGCUGGGAGCUUCCCUUCUCCGAGGUCAUCGACUGGAGGAAGGCGGCCGUGGUCGGCGACGAGAGGCUGCUGCUGCAGGUUCCGUCCAUGACUCGCUCGGUAGGCCGUGACAGGAUCCUAGUUCUCCGCCAGCAGAGUCAGUUUCUGUGGGACGCCUACUUCUCCUCCGUAGCCAAGAUCGUCCUCACCACUCUGGAGAUAAUCCGGGACCGCGUGGACUCCGUAGCGUCCCGAAACCGUCUGAUGUGGAACUCCCUGCCUGGUGGUCUCUAUGCACUCCCUCAGUACUCCACUGACCCCGCACGCUUUCCCUUUUAUUAUGCCAUGCUGGGUAAGAGCCCGCCGCAGCGGUUCACCGGCGUGAUCCAUACGGUGAGUCCGCUGCAGUCGCAGCCGUCUCCUGUGCUCAAGCUCAUCAUCGCUGUGGCCAAGUCCAAGUUCUGUGCGCAGAUUGUGGUUUUAUGGAACAGCGACAAGCCUUUACCUGCCAGGAACAAGUGGCCCUCCACCAGUGUGCCUCUCACCGUCAUCCAAGGACAGAGCAAGAUGAUGAGUAGUCGUUUUUACCCGCACGACGUCAUUGUCACCGACGCCAUCCUCAGUCUGGACGAAGACUCGGUUCUCUCCACCAAUGAGGUGGAUUUCGCCUUCAUCGUGUGGCAAGGUUUUCCGGAGCGCAUCGUGGGUUAUCCCGCCCGGAGUCACUAUUGGGACAGCUCGCGGUCCUGCUGGGGCUACACCUCCAAAUGGACCAACGACUACUCCAUGGUGCUGACCGGGGCCGCGUUCUACCACAGGUACUACCACUACCUGUUCAGCAGCUACGUGCCCAGCGGCCUGCUGAGCGUGGUGGACCGCAUGGCCAACUGCGAGGACAUCCUGAUGAACUUCCUGGUUUCUGCCGUCACCAGGCAGGCGCCCGUCAAGGUCACGCAGAAGAAGCAGUACAAGGAGACCAUGAUGAGCCAAGGCUCCAAGGCGUCCCGCUGGGCCGACCCGGACCACUUUGCCGAGCGUCAGACGUGCGUCAACGCCUUCGCUCGCUGGCUGGGCUUCAUGCCUCUGCUGCACUCGCAGAUGAGACUGGACCCGCUGCUCUUCCGGGACCAGGUGUCCAUGCUGCGCAAGAAGUACCGCGACAUCGAGAGGCUGUGAACGCACCGCCACCGUGAGCGCCCCCUUCCCCCGCCGUGGACCUUUCGACGCGUAACGGAUGCAGAAGGUACGCUCACGCUCGCCAAAGAAUGCACGACAGGGACGUGGGCUGCAUGAACAAAACCUUUCCUCUCCGCAUCGUCCAAAAAGAGCAAAGAAAAGCGGAAUCGUAUGCACUAAGUGAUGGACAGUGUCGCUAUUGUACAUUUGCAGCUGCAAAUAAA
This is a messenger RNA of Phycodurus eques (leafy seadragon), 3390 nucleotides long. Its product is annotated as exostosin-1. Bases 815 to 3166 code for a protein of 783 amino acids. The record is from RefSeq and is a predicted model, not a curated record. Gene Ontology annotation, molecular function: glycosyltransferase activity. Gene Ontology annotation, cellular component: membrane. NCBI's taxonomy places the organism in Eukaryota, Metazoa, Chordata, Actinopteri, Syngnathiformes, Syngnathidae. The transcript has 14 exons.